AUGCCCUGCACUGUGUUUCAGAUUUCGGAGCCAUUUAAGAAGACAACCGGUCCCCCCAAAGCCAAACUCGCCUCUUCGGAGAUUACGAAGGCACAGCCCUACAUGGAAGUGCAGCCAGUGGAUGAUGGAGGCCCCCACCUGCCACUAGGUAAUGCUUCAGAGCCCCGAUGCUGCUCACCUGCCCACCCCCUGGCAUCACAAGGGUGUCCGGUGACCCAUUUUUGCUUACAUGGUCUGAAUUCGAAUCCUGAUGGCAAAAGGCAUAGUGUUUUGCAAGUGCCAACAAUCAACGCCUGUGGAUGGGAGGGGAAUUGCAGGGGAUGCCAGUCAGCUGAUUGGUGGUGUUUGCAAACCCACCCCCUUAUUGGCUCAGCCGUGUCUUUCCCCGCCCCACACCUGAUGUCAGGCAUGAUGAUGCGUGCAGGGCAGGUGGGUGCAGCUUGGCCCAAACUGCCUGAUGGGUCAAAGGAGGAGACCUCGUGGGCCUGAUCAGGCCUGCAGGGCAGAGGUUCCUGACCACUGGCAUAGGCUUUGCUUGUAACUGGAGCACCGGGUAAAGUACGUUUAUUUAUUUAUUUAAGGCCGCUUAAUUAUUGGCAUUUCUAAGCAGUGUGCACAAAAAGCAAUACACAGAAAAUGGGGCGAUCAAACAAUAAAAAUGUUUGAAAGAAGCAAAAACCACCUUCAAAUGCCUGGUUAAACAAGAAAGUAGUAGUAGUAAAGGGAUCCCUGACCAUUAGAUCCAGUUGUGGCCAACUCUGGGGUUGCGGCGCUCAUCUCGCUUUAUUGGCCGAGGGAGCCGGCGUACAGCUUCCGGGUCAUGUGGCCAGCAUGACUAAGCCGCUUCUGGCAAACCAGAGCAGCGCACGGAAACGCUGUUUACCUUCCCGCUGGAGCGGUACCUAUUUAUCUACUUGCACUUUGACAUGCUUUCAAACUGGUAGGUGGGCAGGAGCAGGGACUGAGCAACGGGAGCUCACCCCGUCGCGGGGAUUCGAACCACCGACCUUCUGAUCGGCAAGCCCAAGAGGCUCUGUGGUUUAACCCACAGCGCCACCCAGUAGUAGUAUUUAUUAGUCAUGCACCUGAAGUUCAGUAGGAAGCAUAAGAAGAUACUAGAAGAAAUCAUUAAACAGGGAAUGAAUUAGCAGUGGAGUUUUUGGAGACUGGUGAAGGGGGACGCCUUGAAUGGGAAAGACAGCUAUGUCUGCCCUUGUACUUCCUCAGCACCCUUGCUGAUUGGGCAAUCUGCAGUGGCAGGAAGCAGUAGUGGAUUCUGGGAGUUGUGGUUUGUUAAGGGUGCUGAGAGUUGCUAGGCGAUCCCUAUUCCCCUCACACAGCUACAAUUUACAGAGUGGCUUGACCAUCCCUCUUCGCAAGGAACUCUGGGAAUUGUAGCUCUGUGAGGGGAAUAUGUGAGGGAAAAUGGUCUCCAACGACCCUUAAUGGACUACAACUCCCAGAAUUCUUUAGGGAAAGCCAUGGCUGUUUAAAUUAGCAUCAUAAUGCAUUAAAGAUAGGGUGUGAAUAUGGCUUCCACAGCAGUGUCACUCAUGUCAGAUUAUGUUCUCUUUCUGUCAGGGGAUAGGCAAGUGGCCAAAAAUGAGGAGAAGCCUCUUGAGCCAGGAGCAUCAACGCAGGCGGAACUUUCUGGUGACUCAUUGGACAAAGCCAAAUGGGAUUUCCCCCCAUUUCCUCAAGUGGAAAAUGUGCCGAAAAGUCAGCAAAGGGCAGACAGGAAGGAGGGAAGCUACCCAGGGCGGAGAGGAGGAGGAGGAGGAGAAAAACAGAUUUGGGAAAGAGAUGGUAAUAAACUCCUAAAUCACAACACCUUCCAGGAGAGAGAGCACAAGGACAAGAAUACGAGGAUGAGCCCUGGCUGUGGAAAAAGCUUCAGCCAAACCCUUGA
Podarcis lilfordi (Lilford's wall lizard) is the source of this 1909-nucleotide messenger RNA. The record is from the annotation of a GenBank genome assembly. NCBI's taxonomy places the organism in Eukaryota, Metazoa, Chordata, Lepidosauria, Squamata, Lacertidae.